AUCGCCACUCCGCCCGAAUUCCAUUGUCGCAAUGACAACAACCGACGGCUUCGGUACCCCAAGGGUGCGUCGGCUGUCGAGCCUGGAUGCCUGCCGGGCCGACCUAUAUGGCGGUCCUAAUGUGGCCAUCCCUCCUAAACAUUUGAUGGCUUCCACUUUAUCCCAUGAAACAGCCAUUGAGAUGGAUAUGGCCAAACAACACCUGGACGACGACGUUUCUUCCACGGAAGGCUCCCCCCGUGCUGCUUCCCCGGUUGCCGAGAAGCCUUUCACCACUGCUGAUGAUUUCGCCCUGGCCUUCGAUAUUGACGGCGUGCUUAUCCGGGGAGGUCAGGCUAUCCCUGAAGCUGGUGCUGCUCUCAAAUAUAUUAAUGGAGAGAAUCCGUACGGGAUCAAAGUGUAUGUAUCUGAUCUCUUUUCGCUUGUCUUCACAGUCGUGCUCCUUCUUCCGUUCUUGGAAACGUGCUGACUGCUAUUUCUCCAGCCCCUAUAUCUUUGUAACCAACGGUGGAGGCAAGACGGAGGAAGAACGAUGCCUAGAUCUCAGUCGACAGCUCGAACUAGAUGUCUCCCCGGGCCAAUUCAUUUGUGGCCAUACACCAAUGCGCGAAAUGGCAGAGAGGUACCACACGGUUCUUGUCGUCGGUGGUGAGGGUGAAAAAUGCCGUGUUGUAGCCGAAGGCUAUGGCUUCAAGGAUGUCAUCACCCCUGGAGAUAUCAUCAAGACACGACACGACACUACACCGUUCCGGAAAUUGACCGAAGAAGAACACAAGAACUCUCGAGUUCGAGACUUCGAACAGACGAGGAUCGAGGCAAUCUUUGUCUUUGCUGAUAGUCGAGACUGGGCUGGCGACCAGCAGAUUAUCCUGGAUUGUCUGAUGUCGAAGGACGGGCGCCUGGGCACCCGGUCCGAGACCUUUGACGAGGGACCGCCCUUGUUCUUCUCCCACAACGACGUCGUCUGGUCCACCUCCCAUGAACAUUCACGAAUCGGUAUGGGGGCUCUCCGUGCGUCUCUGGAAGCGCUAUACAAAGCCGUUACUGGCAAAGAGCUCACCACGAUCGCCUUUGGCAAGCCCCAGCUGGGCACAUAUCAAUUCGCUAUGCGUCUCUUGCGACAAUGGCGGAAGAACACCCAUGGCAUUAACAAGCCGCCCAGAACUGUAUAUUUUGUGGGCGAUACCCCGGAGUCUGAUAUUAGGGGUACGAACGAGUUCAACGAAAUCAGUGACGCCCACUGGUUCUCAAUUCUGGUCAAGACGGGUGUGUACCAAGAGGGCACCAUCCCUCGUUAUCCACCCAAGAGGGUGUGCAACAAUAUUCUGGACGCGGUCAAGUUCGCCAUCGACCGUGAAAUGUCCAAAGGCGACAAGGAGUCGGCCAUUAUGGAUGACGUCGAUUCCGGUAUUGACUCAGAAACGGCUCUGUGCAACUGAGUCUCCCGAGGCUGGCUGGUGAUGAUACACUGUUUUGUUCGUGAACACACCAGUAGAUUUCUAUCUUUUGCGUUAGCCUAUACUCGUGUCGAAGGAUCCCUUCACUUCGUCGACUAUGCUAUGAAGGGCUGGCAGAUAUAUGAUCUUUGCAUUGUAUUCACAUUGUUCCAGUCAGGAAUGUCGUUACAGACUGUGAUAGAAAAGUCCAGAUGCCUAUAGCAACUGGAAUAUGAUACCUUAUUUGUUAUACUAGAAAUGAGAUGGUUAAUGACAGCAUGAAUCUAAACUCCAGGGUAACUUG
Messenger RNA from Aspergillus sclerotioniger CBS 115572, 1740 nucleotides. RefSeq names its product phosphatidyl synthase. Lineage: Eukaryota; Fungi; Ascomycota; Eurotiomycetes; Eurotiales; Aspergillaceae. The record is from RefSeq and is a predicted model, not a curated record. Gene Ontology annotation, biological process: glycerophospholipid biosynthetic process. Bases 165 to 1439 code for a protein of 424 amino acids. Gene Ontology annotation, cellular component: mitochondrion. The transcript has a single exon.